UCCCUUAAUUUACUCUCAUCAUCCAUCAAGUAACGAAAUGGAGAAGGUGGGCGAUUCCCAGCCAUCUUCAGGGCCCUUCACGCCAACUAGUAACGAGAUGAAGGAGCUGCCGAGACUCUUGAUGAUUGAGGUUGAAUAUUCGGAAAUCUGUUUCGAAAAGAUAAAAGGUGUCUUAGAAAAGCUUAAAGAAGAAACGCCUGAUAUCGACACAUUCUAUUUCGAGAGCUUGGGGACGGUGAUGGUCUCGGGUUACUUUGAUACUGGGAAGUUUAAAAUGGAGCUAGAAAAUGAGAUGGGCGAAGCCAUCAAGUCAAUUACAGGAUCAAAUGACACUACCUGUCAUCCAUGCCUUCCUCAGAUGCGAGUUCCUGAGAUGCGAGUUCCCCAACCUGCUGAUACUCGUACGGAAAUUCUCAAUCACAGUGAAGUAACAAUCGAGUACAGUACAAAAAGUCGGCAGCGGGACCGUGGAGUUGUGACCCUUAAGCCUGAGAAGGAAGAUGCUGGAGGCUCCGGAUUCCCUAAGAUGAAAGCGGCUGAAGUCCCGGGUAGUAGUACGGAAAUUCUCAAUUCCAGUGAAAUAACAAUGGAGCGCAAUAAAAAUAGUCGAUGGUGGGACCAGUAAGGGUGAUGUUAUAAAUAAAAUAAAUAUUUAAAAUUAAUUUUUAACAUUAAAAUUUUUGUAUGAAGUGUUAUUUUUUAUCUAUAUAAUUUUUAGUUGAGUUAUGACCAAGUCUUUAUUGUACAAAAAAAUUUGUAUAAAUGUCGAACCUUUC
This is a messenger RNA of Zingiber officinale, 776 nucleotides long. RefSeq lists its product as uncharacterized. The record is from RefSeq and is a predicted model, not a curated record. NCBI's taxonomy places the organism in Eukaryota, Viridiplantae, Streptophyta, Magnoliopsida, Zingiberales, Zingiberaceae. The transcript has 4 exons. The coding region runs from base 38 to 625 and encodes 195 amino acids.